Molecule: messenger RNA, 1326 nt
Organism: Metarhizium album ARSEF 1941
Lineage: Eukaryota; Fungi; Ascomycota; Sordariomycetes; Hypocreales; Clavicipitaceae
Product: protein-vacuolar targeting protein Atg18
Exons: 3
Coding region: 1-1326 (441 amino acids)
Biological process (GO): protein localization to phagophore assembly site; protein lipidation; nucleophagy
Cellular component (GO): fungal-type vacuole membrane; cytosol; extrinsic component of membrane
Molecular function (GO): phosphatidylinositol-3,5-bisphosphate binding; phosphatidylinositol-3-phosphate binding; protein binding
Source: RefSeq, a predicted model, not a curated record
AUGGCCAGCCCAUCGCUCAAUUUCAUUACCUUCAACCAGGACCACAGUUGUCUUGCUGUUGGUACCUCCAAAGGGUUUCGUAUAUACCAUACAGACCCCUUCUCACGAAUUUUCAAUAGCGAUGAUGGAAACAUUGCUAUCAUUGAGAUGCUGUUUUCGACUUCACUCGUCGCGCUCAUACUAUCUCCCCGGCAUCUUAUAAUCCAAAAUACAAAAAGAGCAUCUGUCAUAUGCGAGCUCACGUUUCCAUCUGCCGUUCUUGCCGUCCGACUAAACCGAAAGCGUCUUGCCGUCAUACUGGAGGAGGAGAUAUACCUGUACGACAUUAGCAAUAUGAGCCUCCUCUACACCAUAACAACCUCGCCGAAUCCUUCUGCUAUAUGCGCGCUGUCCCCUUCUUCGGACAACUGCUUCAUUGCGUAUCCCCUCCCCAAACCUAGGGAAGAUGCUGAUAGUCGUCGCCCGGCUCAUGCACCACCCCAGUCUACAUAUGUGUCGCCAACGUCGGGCGAAGUGCUCGUCUUUGACACACUGACACUCAAAGCGGUAAACGUCAUUGAGGCCCAUCGCUCGCCCUUGUCCUGCGUAUGCUUGAAUAGCGACGGCACACUGCUGGCCACAGCGAGUGAAACUGGGACAAUCAUCCGCGUUUUUUCCAUCCCUAGAGGCCAGAAACUAUAUCAGUUUCGACGAGGGACUUACCCUUCGACCAUUUACAGCAUGUCGUUCAAUCUCAGCUCGACCCUUCUAUGCGUGUCCUCUACUUCUGAAACUGUCCAUAUCUUUCGACUGGGAACACCGCCUGGACAUACUACGCCCAGAGGCGCGCCAAUCGAAACCCCAAGCCCUCCGAGACAGGAUCGCUGGUCUCGAGCUAGAAGCUACGACGAUGGCGACUCACCGGGAAAUAGCGCCGCAGAGUCGCCGAGAAGCGAGGCAGUGGAAAUGGCGGGAAAUGCAGCUUCCAGUGGUGGCAAACAGGGCCAUCGAAGGCAGAGCGGUUCAUUUAGUAACAUGCUGCGCCGAUCAUCGCAAAUUAUGGGUCGUGGUGUUGCCGGCGUUGUUGGAUCUUAUCUGCCCCAGACUGUUGCAGAGAUGUGGGAGCCGCUACGAGACUUUGCGUUCAUUAAAAUACCGAAAUCCGGGGUGUCGGCACUGACCCCGCGGGCAUCAGGAAACCCCACUGUUAGCCCGUUGCGAAGUGUCGUGGCGAUGAGCAGUAGUAGCCCCCAGGUCAUGGUUGUAACCAGCGAUGGCGGCUUCUACGUUUAUAAUAUCGACAUGGAAAACGGAGGAGAAGGAUACCUCGUGAAGCAAUUUUCGUAA